Tetrapisispora phaffii CBS 4417 is the source of this 3237-nucleotide messenger RNA. RefSeq names its product Hos4p (gene HOS4). Gene Ontology annotation, molecular function: protein binding. NCBI's taxonomy places the organism in Eukaryota, Fungi, Ascomycota, Saccharomycetes, Saccharomycetales, Saccharomycetaceae. The record is from RefSeq and is a predicted model, not a curated record. Gene Ontology annotation, cellular component: cytoplasm; nucleus. The transcript has a single exon. Bases 1 to 3237 code for a protein of 1078 amino acids.
AUGAGUGACAAUGGAAAUGAACCACCUGUCAAGAAAAGGUCACUUAGCAGUUACCUUUCUAACAUGAGCAGUAGACGUCAAGAGUUGGAGCAAAUUGCCAUUGAUCAGAAGAUAAAGGAAGAAGAGGAUCAGGUUCGUAUGGAAAAGGAGCAACAACGAUUAGAAAGAGAGAAAUUAGAAAGAGAGAGAUUAGAGAAGGAGAGAUUGGAGAAGGAAAAAUUAGAGAAAGAAAGACUGGAAAAGGAAGAUUUGAAGAAUGAACCACUGGAAAAAGAAUCUAGGGAAUAUGAUAAACAAGAACACAAAAUAUACACACAAGAAGCUACCAGUGACGAAAAAUUAAAUGCCAAUAUAACCAAAGAGAACUUACAUAAUGACAUCAAGACAGAAGAUAAAGAAGAGUCACCUGUAAACAUUAACAAAGAUAAUAUAACUUCCGAUUUAACUGAUAUAAAUCAUUAUAGUAGCAUAAAUGAAAACGACACUUCUACCAAUGUUAAUCUUGGAUCAAUUCUCAGGGUAGACUUAAAGAAUAUAUUAGUGGAACCGAAAAAGAACUCAUUUUCUGACAGUGAUAAUGACGAUGGGGAUAAUAAUGAUUUAGAUGAUUUUGUUGUUUCUGAUGAUGAAAUACUAAGUGAUGCACCAACUGAACCAGAGCCCCUUCCGAAAGCAAAAUUAACAAGACUGGUAAGAUCAGAUCAAGUAUCUAAUAGAAAAUCCAAUUCUCGUAAGAAGUCAAAUGAGAACACUGACUCAGAUUUAUCUGAUAUCGAAGAUAAUAAAUACAAUGUAUUAUCUAGCAGUGUAUUUGCAGAUGAAUCGUUUACAGCAAAGGAUGGAAUUCGCAUGAUUCAUUCCUCACCUUCUAAAUUGAAACGUGAACAAAAAUUCAUUAGAACAAAAGCAGAAGUGUCUUCUUCCUCGACACCUUCAUUAAAAGUUAGAAAACCAAAAAAAAGCAUUUAUCGAGAUGCUGGUGGAAGAUCGAAAUUACAAAUAGCAUGUGAUAAGGGGAAGUUUGAAAUAGUUAAAAGAUUAUUAGAGGAAGGUGAAAUUGAUGUAAAUGAUCAAGAUAAUGCAGGUAACUCUUCACUUCAUGAGGCUGCCCUGAACGGGUACAUAGACUGUGUGAAACUUCUUGUCAAAUAUGGUGCUAAUGUGAAUUUAAUCUCUUAUGAGAUGUUCAGAGAUACACCAUUAAUUGAUGCAGCUGCAAAUGGGCAUCUGGAUGUAGUUAAAUUUUUGUUAGAGAAAGGAGCCGAUCCAACAGUUGUAAAUGCGAAAGGAUUAAAUGCAUAUCAAUCCAUUGAAGAGGAAGAGGACUACAGCAGUGAUGUUAUAAAUGAUAUAAUGCAAAUAAAAGCAUGUCUAAUGGAAGCAAGUGAUAAGUGGGAUAGGAAGAAGGGAUCCAUGACUGCUACUCCUGAACCAGAUCAUGUAAAAAAUAACGAGAAGAACAAUGACGAAAAUAUAAUGGAAGAUGAAUUUCAUUGGACAAAUAUCACCUCUAAAAGUGGCAGAGAAAAACUUCUAAAGGCCUCAAGAAACGGUAAUUUAACCUAUGUAGGUUUAUUUCUUGAAAACGGUGGCAGAGUGGAUUUUAAAUCAUUUAUUGAAUCCAUACGGUAUGGCCACGAAGACAUCACUAGUUUAUAUUUAGCAUUUGGUGCACAUGUAAAUUCUAGUUUACCAGAUGGUACCACUCCAUUAAUGGCUGCUGUUGGCAGAGGUCAUAUAAACAUCGUUAAACUUCUUCUAGAGGCAGGAGCGGAUAAGACUAAAAAGGACAAGAAAGGAAAAACUGCAUUUUAUUAUGCCAUUAAUAAUAUACAUGGGACACCAGACACAAAUGAAUUGAAAUUGGUUGGUUCUUCUGAGGAGCUUGAGAUGUUUAACUCAGGCCAGCUGAAACCCGAUGUUGUUAAAUAUAUCGUUGACAAAGGCGACGAUACCAAGGUUGAUAACUCUACAAGAGGAAAACAUCAGAGAUCUGAUGUUGAGUUUAGUGAAAGUGAUCAAGAUGAAUCCAAUCGUAAUAAAAAAAUAGCGAAGAUAGAAGUACCCAAAACCGAAGAACAAUUGCUAGAAGAAAAAGCAGAAAGAAAGAGACAAGAAGAAGAGGAACUAAGGCUAGAGAAAUUGAGAGUAGAGGAAGAACGACUUGCCAGAAAGAGGAAAGAGGAGGAGGAGGAAGAGGAUAGAAAAAGGAGAGAAAUAGAAGCAGAGGAGAAGCAAAAGAGGAAAGAACAAGAGGAGAAAGAGGAAAGAAUCAGGAAAGCGGAGGAAGAAAUUAGAAUGAAGAAGCAAAAAGAGGAAGAAGAAGCUAGGGCUGAAAAAUUAAAGAGAGAGGAAGAGGAGUAUAGAGUGAAAAUGUUACAACAAAAGAAAAAGAGAGAACAAGAGUUAUUACAAAAACUUGCCGAGGAUGAACUGAAAAGGGAGGCAGAGAAAGAGAAACAUAAAUUGGAAGAAGAUAAGAGAAUAAAAGAACUCGAACUGCAGAAAGAACGAGAACUAAUUAAGAAACAAGAAGAAAUAGAAAUCAACCAUAGACGCCAAGUCAGAGCUCUCUAUCCGAUUGGAUUGAAACUAAUCAAUUUUCAAAGUGAUGGUAUCUUAAGUAUAUCGAAACUAGCAAACUGUCUGCCAAUAUAUUAUAUUACUAAUGUAGAUGAUGGGCUUAAAUAUGUUUUAAAUUUACAAAUGCUACUAGUUCUCCAAGACAAAGUAUUUGGUGAUGUGGAGUCAGAUAUUAACCAAUCCAGUACUUCCAUUGAUAUUACUAAUUCUAAUAAGAAGUUGCAAGUAUGGAAUAUCUUUAGCUUCUUGUUUUUAUUUGGAGGUAACAAUAACCGUAAGAAAAUUGACCUUGGAUCAAUUAGUUUGAAUUCAAGGAUUGUAUUUGAAAAGAAAGAAUUUAUAAAGUUCUCAUUGUUACCAUUGAGAUGGAUCCGUUGGGAAGAGAUAGAUUUCCAGAAAUACGAAGGAAAGUAUGAAAGCGAAAAUGGCAAGACGUUGACUGAGACAUUGGAAGAUAGUAUGAUCGAAAUCGAACUUACAGGACCUUUCAUCACAACAAAGGAGAAAAUUGCAGAUGACAGUGCUGUUAGAGAAGCCACCCAUAAGCAUGCACCAUUGCAACUUAACAUCGACGAGAUGCCAACCAAGUUCCAGAACAGAAACGACGUGGCUAGCCUAGUCUCUCAAUUAACAGUCGCCAGACCACUAUGGUGA